Molecule: messenger RNA, 756 nt
Organism: Lactuca sativa (garden lettuce)
Lineage: Eukaryota; Viridiplantae; Streptophyta; Magnoliopsida; Asterales; Asteraceae
Source: RefSeq, a predicted model, not a curated record
AUUUAACAGACAAACUUUUUACAAAUAUGUCACGUUAUUUUUGCAUUUUUUGUCUCACUCCCACCCACAAAGGUGGAUAGACUGAUAGAGACUCACACUUGAUCUUUAUAUGUGUAGAAAAGACAUAAAUACCCUCCUAUUGAGUCUUGAGUGUUUCAUAUUUGUUCUAAUCUUAUUUCUUCUACCCUCUAAAAACACACAGAUGAAUGGGUGUCAAACACAUGUUGAUGACACUGAAAAUCUAAAGACACAUCGAAGCAUAUUGGUUGGAAAUAUACAUGUGCUUUUUAACCCAAGUCGUGGGGAUAUUAAGCUCGGUCAGGUACGAUUAUUUCUUGCAAAGGCUCAUAGACUUUUGGAGACAUGGGGCAAUAUACCAAUUAUAUUUGGUGGAGAUUUUAAUAAUGAAGAUAUGUUUAUUGAUUUAUUUAAUUUUUCUUCUCAGUUAAACAUCCAACACCAUGAACGCAAAAAAAUAUGUGGGCAGAAUUGUCCAUUACAUUACCCAACAUUUCAGUGUCAUAGUAAUUAUUAUUCUUCUAGGUGGAAUAAAGAAGAAAUAAGGUUAGCAACAGGAACAAAACACUCAACUUACCUUAAACACAAACUAAAACUCACAAGUGCAUAUCAUGGAGUUCCUGCGACACGUUUGACAAGAGAUGAAUAUGGAGAACCCUUAGCAACAUCUUUUCACUCCAGAUUUAUGGGGACAGUUGAUUACAUAUGGUAAAUCUAAUUACAUAUAGUUUAUCCUAA